UGAAUGGCUGCGAUCUAAGUGUUGCAACAGCAACACUCUCAAAUGACAAAGAGUUGUGCACCACUGAAUAAACCGUCGGAUAAAAAUGGGUUCCCUUUCCUUUCCUUUCCCUCCAGAAAAUCUCUGCGCGAAAAUCGUUAACCAGACCAUGAGAAAUGUUCUUCUGGAAACGUGUAACUACAACGGAUUCCAUCUCAGUUUAUUGAAACAGCACGUCCAUUCACUUGGCAACCCAGCAACAUUGUCAGAAACUGGAAAUCUCAAACAUAUCAGGCCAAAUCAGUUAGGCUACUCACAGUGUAUGAACAUCUUGCGACGCUGCGCUGAAAUGAAAGACUUCAAACGAGGUCCUUUGGUCCAUAGCUACAUGAUAAGGAAUGGAUUCGAUUCAAAUGUGAACAUAAGCACCAAAUUGGUCAUAUUUUAUGGGAAACGGGGUGAUACUGUCAGUGCUCGCAAGGUUUUUGACAGAAUGCCUGCAAGAAGCGUGGUGUCAUGGACAGCUCAAAUUUCUGGAUAUACGCAAAAUGGGUAUUACCAAGACGCAUUGUUAAUGUUUUUAGAAAUGGGUCGAGCGGGAGUUAGAGCAAAUCAUUUCACUUAUGGGAGCGUUUUGAGGGCUUGUACUGGUUUGAGGUGUUUGUAUAGAGGGAUGCAAAUACAAGGGUGCAUCCAGAAGAGUAGGUUUCUUGAUAACUUGUUUGUGCAAAGUGCAUUGAUUGAUCUGCACUCCAAGUGCGGAAACAUGGAGCAUGCUUGCUAUUUAUUUGGAACGAUGUCUGAGAGGGAUGUGGUUUCCUGGAAUGCAAUGAUUGGUGGUUAUGCUGUACAGGGUUUUGCAGAUGAUUCAUUUCGGAUGUUUCAUUCAAUGAUGGGAGAAGGUAUAAUCCCUGAUUGUUUCACAUUGGGGAGUGUUUUAAAGGCGUCCAGUAGGGCUAAUGACCUCAUCAAAGUCUGCCAAAUUCAUGGAAUUAUCAUCCAACUAGGGCUUGGAUCCCAUAUUGAUUUGAAUGGGUCAUUAAUUGAUGCAUAUUCAAAAUGUGAAAGCAUAGAAAGUGCUCAUGAUUUAUACGAGAACAUGCUAAAGAAAGAUGUAAAAUCUUUUACUGCCCUUAUGACUGGAUAUGCACACAACAGUAACUAUAGUGGAGAGGCCCUGGAUAUCUUCAAGGAAAUACAGCAGAUACACAUGGAGAUAGAUGAUGUUACGUUCUGUGCUAUGCUUAAUAUAUGUGCCAACGCAGCAUGCCUGAGCAUGGGAAGACAAAUUCAUGCCCUUGCUUUAAAAUAUAAACAGAGUUAUGAUGUGGCCAUGGGCAAUGCUCUGAUUGAUAUGUAUGCAAAAUCUGGAGAAAUUGAGGAUGCUGCACGUGCUUUUUAUGAGAUGGAGGAGAAAAAUGUGAUUUCAUGGACUUCAUUGAUUACUGGCUAUGGGAAGCAUGGAUAUGGACACAAAGCAAUUGCUCUGUACAAGAAGAUGGAAUUUGAAGGUUUGAAGCCAAAUGAUAUCACAUUCUUGUCUCUUCUCUUUGCUUGCAGUCAUUCAGGAUUGACUGGUGACGGAUGGGAAUGCUACCAUAAUAUGAUUAACAAAUAUGAUAUCCUGCCACGAGAUGAGCAUUUUUCUUGCCUGAUUGAUCUUUUGGCGCGUGGAGGGCAGUUGGAAGCAGCUUAUAAUAUGAUAUGCAAGAUGAAUAUUAAGCCUAGCACGUCAUUAUGGGGUACCAUUCUAGGGGCAUGCAGCAUUUAUGGUAAUAUGUCUCUUGGAGAAGCAGCAGCCACACACCUUUUCAAUAUGGAUCCAGAAAAUUCAGCAAACUAUGUUGCUUUAACAGGCAUAUAUGCUGCAGCUGGUGCAUGGAAUGAUGCUUGGAAUAUGAGAAACUUAAUGGAAGAGAGGAGUUUGAAAAAGAAUCCUGGAUACAGCUAUAUACAUUCUACAAAGAAGAACAUUGGAAUUUUACUGCCAAGUUGAGAAGAUGAUGCUAGUAGCUGUGUUAUUUUCUUCCCCUCUUUUGAGAGAGCGGAAGUUUGGUGUCAGAUGCCCUUGUCUUGAGUUGAUUCUAAAAAUGUUGGGAAAAAAGUUCUUGUAUCGAGUAGGUCAACUAGUGUUAAUGCUUCUGGCCAUCUCAACAUUCAGGUGCAUUCCUUCUAUUGACUUUGUGCUGCUAUGUUUGCAUAUAUCAUGUCCAGGAUGAGUCAGUGACUGUUCCCCAGUGACUUUCACAGGUACUUCCAUUUGCUUCCAGUGGAGCAGCAUGCCUAAACAGAAACUAUUUAUGCUGCAUGUUUGCAACUAAUCGAUGAAAUUGUGGACUGCAAUUUGAGUUGUGGAACUUAAAAUGAAUAAAAGAGUAGCAUUGUUGUGCAUAUAUCUAAUUUGGAUCUGUCCCACCUACACGGUAGCCUGGUUCGACAAUGCAAAGAUUUCUUAUAAAGAGACUGGGUGCAAAAGACAUUUGCUUUUCAAAACAGGAUGGGGAGCUGGAGCUCAAUUUACUAGGUAUGAGAAGAAGUGAAAGAUCUGAUCACAACUGAAGAUUUGGGGAAAAUACACUCAAUACUAUUGCUGAAGAUGAUGUGAAGUUUAAGACAGCCACCUGCUAAAAUUGAAUGCUUGGAUAUAGUUAUGUGGAGAAGAAUCAAAUUUGCAUCGCCUUUUUGCAGCUUGUUCUGAGUUUGCUGAAUUCCAGUGAGAGUUGCAGUUUUUAUCUCUUGAAUUGUAAAUUGAUUAACGUUCAACUCUCUUUUUUCAUUAUUGGACUAGGGAGCCAUGUUCUUGCAAUUAAGCAUUGCGUGUGGUCAUGCUGUGCUGUAGUACGAUUGUUGAUAGGUACUUAAUCAUGAGUAAUUUUAAUUGCAAAUAAUUUAUUUGAAA
Hevea brasiliensis (rubber tree) is the source of this 2878-nucleotide messenger RNA. Its product is annotated as pentatricopeptide repeat-containing protein At3g20730. Bases 86 to 1975 code for a protein of 629 amino acids. Gene Ontology annotation, molecular function: RNA binding; protein binding. The record is from RefSeq and is a predicted model, not a curated record. Gene Ontology annotation, biological process: RNA modification. The transcript is spliced from 2 exons. Lineage: Eukaryota; Viridiplantae; Streptophyta; Magnoliopsida; Malpighiales; Euphorbiaceae.